GAUGAGCAGGGCAUCCCUCUGGUGGAGAGCUAUUCCUUUGAGGCUCGCAUGGAAGUUGAUGCUGAUGGAAACGGUGCCAAGAUUUUUGCCUAUGCCUUUGACCGGGGCUCCGGGUGGUUGCUGCACGAGCUCCUGUGGGAGCGGCACAGGGGUGGCGUUGCCCCUGGCUUCCAGGUGGUGCACCUCAACUCAGUGACUGUGGACAAUCGGCUGGGCAACCUGCAGCUGGUACCCUGGGGCUGGCGGCCCAAGGCCGAGGAGCUCUCCAGCAAACAGAGGGAGCAGAGUCUGUACUGGCUGGCUAUCCAGCAGCUCCCCACGGACCCCAUUGAGGAACAGUUCCCGGUCCUGAAUGUCACCCGCUACUACAACGCCAACGGGGAUGUGGUGGAGGAGGAGAAUUCUUGUUCCUACUAUGAGUGCCACUACCCGCCCUGCACCAUGAUUGAGAAGCAGCUCCGAGAGUUCAACAUCUGUGGGCGGUGCCAAGUGGCCCGCUACUGCGGCUCCCAGUGCCAGCAGGACUGGCCUGCCCACAAGAAGCAUUGCCGUGAGAAGCGCCCCUGCCAGCAGGAGCUGGAGCCUGAGCGGUGA
Molecule: messenger RNA, 594 nt
Organism: Echinops telfairi (small Madagascar hedgehog)
Lineage: Eukaryota; Metazoa; Chordata; Mammalia; Afrosoricida; Tenrecidae
Product: zinc finger MYND domain-containing protein 19-like
Exons: 1
Coding region: 49-594 (181 amino acids)
Source: RefSeq, a predicted model, not a curated record